Molecule: messenger RNA, 1095 nt
Organism: Hemiscyllium ocellatum (epaulette shark)
Lineage: Eukaryota; Metazoa; Chordata; Chondrichthyes; Orectolobiformes; Hemiscylliidae
Gene: fgfbp3
Product: fibroblast growth factor binding protein 3
Exons: 2
Coding region: 159-845 (228 amino acids)
Biological process (GO): cell-cell signaling
Molecular function (GO): growth factor binding
Source: RefSeq, a predicted model, not a curated record
AAUUGCAGGAGUUUUGAUGGAUUUUUUUCUGUUUGAACUUUCCUGAGAAGUAAGGCGCUGGGGUCAGAGACUCUAAGGUUGAAGUACCGUUUUGUUUUGCUCGACUGCUUUUUGUGGGGGAGGGAAAGACCGUGAAAUUCGCAUUCGGGGCUCAGGAGAUGAGAUGCUUUUGGGAACUCGCUGUGUUGCUGUUGGUGCUCUACCUCAUAUACCCCCCAGGGGCAGGAGCCAAAGGUGGAGAUGGGAAGGAGCAGGUCAGUCGCCCCCGGAGGAAGGGGAAAGGCAAGCCCGUGCCCAGCAAAGGAGCUCUGACCACCAGGCAGGGUCAUGAGUGUUCCUGGGAGGUGCAGGGGCAGGAGGAGUUGACCCUCCAGCUGAGUUGCACCCACCAAGGCAGGAGCUACUGGUGUCAGUACAGCGGGGUGCCCCACAGCUGCCUGACCUAUAACAGCAGGGCGGCUCAGUACUGGAAACAGGUCCUCAGCAAAGUCAAGAAGAAGAGACACGCCUGCCAGGGAGACUCCACCCUCAAGGCGAAGGUCUGCAAGCAGGGCCCGCCAGAGUCGCAGCUGAGACUGCAGGGCGAGGGCCAGGGAAGGCGCCGCCUCAGCGGGAGUGCCCGCCAGAAGGAGCCGCCCAGUGCGUCCCCAGAGCGGGCUGUGCCCACACCGAGAGCCCGGGGAACGGCCGGCGACAAACCCAAAGGCUGGGAUCCUGCGGGGAGCCAGGCACUGAGCGAGAUGAACGACGACCGUCCCGGGUUACACGGGGACCUGGCUCAGGUUUACUGCACCGAGAAGUGGCAUUCUCUCUGCUCCUUCUUCGUCGGCUUGUGGAAUGGCUAGGUGUGCACUCUUUCCACCUUCCACCGAAAUAGUCUUAGGUACAGCCAUGCGACCCCCCACCCAGCUCCCCUCCCCUUUCCCGCUUCUGUGAUCUCCAUUAACACAGCCUCUGCCGAGUUAGAACUGACUCACAUACUAAAGUCUCACAUUUGCCAAGGGAGACGCUGUGAACGCUAUCUCUGUUAAUUUAACAUUUCAAUAACUUGUUUGUUAGUGCUUUGUAUUUUUGUUUAACCCGACCCUGUAAGAC